UCCAUCAGAGCAGACGCAUCUCCCCCGCAUUCCUUCUGUUUCGCCUCACCUCCCAUCAGAUAAGGCUCUGCUCGCCCGCCAGCGCGAGAGGGCUUGAUUUCAAAUUCUCAAGGAAGCUUAAUCCGUGAGGAACCCUAGAUUUUGGAUCGGCCGGGCACGCAAGGCCGCAUGAAUCGGCGAAAGGAGUGCGGGCGCCUCGUCAAUUCCGGCUUCUUAAAGCGUCCAUGAGGUUGGCUAUUCACUCUUCUUUCUCCCAGCCUCUUUUGCUGCAGCGGGGAAGGCCUUUGGUUACUCAGCAACGGCGGCGGCAGCAUUACCCUGUAUUGAUUCGCAGCAAGAGGCUGCCAGGGUUCUCCCUUUGCAGGUUUGGUGGCUUUUCUUCAAAAUGCUCUGUUGUGGAUGUCAAUGUUGAUGCAAGCUCCAUCGCAGCAGAGGACGAUACUUCGGAUGAUCUAGCAUCUUGCUCGAAUACAUUGCCUCCCUUGGCAUCAGAUAUUUUCUAUUCCACUUCAUUAAAGCUAUUAAAGGAAGAUGACUGCAUAAAUUCUCUUCUAAGAGAAGUACCGGUUCUAACCAAGGAUGAACAAGAUGCUCUAGCAGCCACUCCAGCCCACCCUGCAGGUUUAUAUGCUUUAUAUGCGAGCUUCCUUGUUGGGAAUGUGGUUGAACAACUGUGGAAUUUUGCAUGGCCUACAGCUGUUGCAACUCUUCAUCCAAGUCUUUUGCCUGUCGCUGUUGUGGGUUUUUUCGCCAAGCUGUCAGUAUUCAUUGGGGCUCCUUUGGUUGGCAAUCUCAUGGAUCACUUUCCAAGAAUUCCUGCAUAUCACAGUCUUAACAUUAUACAGACAGCUGCGCAGCUAUUGUCAGCGGCAAUGAUCAUACACGCACUCUGUAGCCCGCCGUGUAAUUCUGCAUCAGCCGUGCUUUUCCAACCUUGGUUUAUAGUGUUGGUUGCAGUGGGGGCGAUUGAAAGGCUUGCUGGCUUAGCUCUGGGUGUCACGGUUGAGCGUGAAUGGGUUGUUCUGUUAGCAGGCACUAAUAGGCCAAUCGCACUAGCAUAUGCGAACGCCAUGCUGAAUGAUCUUCUUUGUGAGAUAGCUGGGGCUUCAAUUUUUGGGUUUUUGCUAUCCAAAUGCUGUACAGUAACAUGUUUAAAACUUGCUUCUGGACUGAUGAUAUGUGCAUUGCCAAUUUUGUUUAUUUUAGGAGAAUUUAUAAACAGGAGUUCUAGUGGUGCGCUUGAAUGCUCCAAACACUCUCAGGAUUCUGAUAAUUCCUUUAGAGUUAAUUAUCUUUUCAAUAUGGGAAAAAUAGUGGAAAAUGGAUUCAAGUCCAUGAGAAAUGGCUGGAUGGAAUAUAGAAAUCAGCCCAUUCUUCCUGCAAGUUUGGCUUAUGUAUUCCUGUAUUUCAACAUCGCCCUUUCUCCAGGGUCCAUAAUGACAGCAUUUCUAAUGCAUCAUGGAGUCAGUCCCUCGACCAUUGGCGGGUUUAGCGGGUUAUCUGCCUUCAUGGGUGUUGCGGCGACAUUCAUAUCUGCCAAACUAGUUGAAAAAUUAGGCAUUCUGAAGGCAGGAGCUGCUGGAUUAGUAUUUCAGAGUGUGUUUCUCGCCGCAGCUCUCGGGGUAUUUUGUGUCGGUUCUGUCUCAAGGUCAAAGCCGCUGUUUUUCUUCCUCUUACUGAUUGUUUUGUCGAGGCUGGGUCAUAUGUCUUAUGAUGUUGUUGGAACCCAAAUUCUUCAGACCGGAAUUCCUAUUUCGAAGGCGAAUUUGAUCGGGACGACGGAGAUUUCAAUGGCGAGCCUUGCGGAAUUUGCGAUGUUGGGUGUUGCAAUAAUUGCAAAUGAUGUGCGGCAUUUCGGCUUUUUGGCUCUGCUCUCGUUUUCUUCGGUUGCUGUUGCUGCAUGGAUGUUCUGCUAUUGGGUUGGAAACCCUUCUGAUGAACAGAGGGAACUUUUCUCCCUUGAUCCCCAGUUCCAAACAGGAACAAAUUUGUGACUACUUGUUUCUGACUAAUGCUUUUAAACGUUCACGCGGAGGCCAUACAGUAUGGAUGCAUACUUUUCUCAGAUUAAAUCCUCUUCAUGUUAUUGCUAUCAUUUCGGGUUCGGAUUUGGGUUCUGGUCGAAUCGAUUCGAAUUUGGGUUAUUAUUUCACAAAAUCAGGGUGCGUUUGGGGGCAACGGUGCGGUGGAGGUGCUGUAUCGCACCGUAGUUUUUUUCUUUUUGACAAACUUGCGUUUUGCCAUCAUUUUUUAAAAACUGCAACUGAAAAUUACGUUUUCCUACUGGACUUGACUACCUGCGGUGGGUGCUAGAAAGUUGCGUUCUGAAUUUAAAAAAAAAAAAAAUUUAAAUAGUCACUGCAGCCUUUUGAAUAGCAGUUUUUUCUUCAGCUACUUCACGGUUGCUUCUUCAAACAACUGCUGUUGCCCCAGACAAACCCUCAAUUUUUCUAUUUACUCUUUUUUUUUUUCAUUUUUUUAUUUUUUUUAUUUUUAUUUGUUAAAUGGGGUUUUCACUUUUACAAAUUUUGUUGGGCUUAAAUCUCUCUCUUCAUCUCUAUAUACAGAGAGAGAGAGAGAGAGAGAGAGAGAGAGAGAGA
Phalaenopsis equestris is the source of this 2600-nucleotide messenger RNA. RefSeq names its product solute carrier family 40 member 2, chloroplastic. Gene Ontology annotation, cellular component: membrane. The record is from RefSeq and is a predicted model, not a curated record. Lineage: Eukaryota; Viridiplantae; Streptophyta; Magnoliopsida; Asparagales; Orchidaceae. Gene Ontology annotation, biological process: iron ion transmembrane transport. Gene Ontology annotation, molecular function: iron ion transmembrane transporter activity.